GAGAGAGAGAGAGAGAGAGAGAGAGAGAGAGAGAGAGAGAGAGAGAGAGAGAGAGGAGGCGGUGUCUGGUGACCGAGGAGGAGGAGGAGGAGGAGGAGAAAGCUCCCGGUCCGCUCGGUCCUCGCAGCUCCCUUUUGCCGUCAAUCCUACAAGCAGUCGGGUGCUACCGGAGUGCCCGGGGCCGUGGACUUUAUUUUUCCCCGGGGAAUCGGAAUUGGACACCAACGAACUAUCCCAGAAGAUGUUCUUCUUUCUGCUACCUGUCGUGGCUCUCUUGCUGAGCAGAGAAACGGCGGUCUCCGGUAACAGUAACGACAAAUGGCUGAGCACCGUGGCUCAGUACAACAAGGACAGAUCCUGGAACAGAUUCAGAGAUGAUGACUACUUCAAAAGCUGGGCUCCUGCCAAGUCUCUAGACCAAGAGCGAGAGGCUGAACCUGGUAGACAUGCAGAUCCAGGAACUAAAGCCCACUCUGGCUUGGCCAUGAAGACAGUACAGGAUGGCCCAGACACCACCAAGGAUCCCUGCCUGAAGGUCCGCUGUCCUCCCCACAAGGUGUGCAUUAGCCAUGACUACCAGACAGCCAUCUGCACCAAUCACAAGCAGCCAGCUCACAGCGUGAAACCCAGGAAAGGUAGCGUAGGCCACAAGCACAGGGUUGAAGCCGGUGCUCAUGGGAAAUGCAGGCUCUGCUCGGCAAUUCAAUCAACUCCUGUGUGUGGAUCUGAUGGACACACCUACUCCUCCAAGUGUAAGUUGGAGUUCCAGAGCUGCCUCUCUGGGAAGACAAUCUCAGUGAAAUGUGAUGGACUGUGUCCCUGUUUGCCUGGCCAGGAGCUGAGCAGUCCACCACACAAGACUGAGAAGGCUGCCUGCACUGACACAGAGCUUCACAGCCUGGCUGCCAGACUGAAGGACUGGUUCGGAGUUCUCCACCUCGACGCCAACAGAGAUCUCAAAUCCACUGACAGCUUUGACUCCACCACUGGACACUUUGACACCAGCAUCUUGCCCAUCUGUAAGGACUCACUGGGCUGGAUGUUCAACAAGCUAGACAUGAACUUUGACCUCCUGCUGGACCAAUCAGAGCUGAGCGCCAUCUACUUGGACAAGUACGAGCUGUGCAUGAAGCCCCUCUUCAACUCCUGCGACUCCUUCAAGGAUGGCAAGCUGUCUAACAACGAGUGGUGUUACUGCUUCCAGAAACCUGAGGGACUGCCUUGCCAAACUGAGAAGAGCAGGAUCCAGAAUCAGAGUCGAAGGAAGAGCCUCAUAGGCUCCUAUAUCCCUCGCUGUACCGAGGAGGGCUACUUCAAGCCGACCCAGUGUCACGGCAGCACCGGCCAGUGUUGGUGUGUGGACAAAUAUGGCAAUGAGAUCGCCGGCUCCAGAAAACAAGGCAACCCCAACUGCGAUGAGGACCAGGAGACAUCAGGGGAUUUCGGCAGUGGUGGAGCAGUCAUUCUCCUCGACGACCAGGAGGAGGAGCCAUCACAGAGCGUCCGGAGCCGGCAGAAGAAGAGACGGGGCCGGAUCCACCCCAGAGGAGCCAUCGAAGACGACGAGGAUGAGGAAGACGACAAGGAUGACGAGAUCGGCUACGUUUGGUAGCUCCGCUUCAUUUUACUCUGCCAUCAGCCGACCAGGAAGCUCCGUUAACUCAGCACAGAUCUGAAGCCAUUCCAAUGUCUCCUCCUCCAGUUACCUUGGCAGCAGUCCAUUAUUUUGGCUCCUGAACUCGCUCCUGUAAUUUCCGUCCCUUAUCCAAAUCUCUCUCUUCAGUGAACCUAAUCCGACCUCUUCCUUUUCAAGUGUUUCGCUCUUUCCUCAGACAGAAAACAGAGAACCUAUUAGAUUUCAACAACAACUGUCCCUGGUAGAUUCCGCUCAAGCCGUCCACGUUCUGCUUCUACCUUUCCCCCAAACCUGCGACCUAUACCCUCUGCUAACAUGGACACUUCUCUGGCUUUACACACUUCUCUACUCCCUCUAUCUCCUUCCACUUAUUCUGUCCCUCUGCUAUCUCUGUAUGUCCAUGUCAGAGCCUCUGGUCAGUCUGUGAGCCCAGAUACAAUAGCUGAUGUAUUGGAUGUAAAUAUGUUUCCUCCAGGAAGGCCAGAAUGGGGAUUACCUUCCCUGUUCUUCCAUCAGCGGUCCAUACUCAUCUUCUGUGUCCCACUGUUGGGCUCCUUCCAGUGUUCAUCAAUGUUUCCGCAAAUCACCGCCACAGUCCCAGGCUCUGAGAUGCUCUCUCUCUCUCUCUCUCUCUCUCUCUCUCUCUCUCUCUCUCUCUCUCUCUGUUAUUUCAUGGAGGAUUGUAAAUUAUUUAAUCGUUGAUCUUGAAUGUCCCAGAAAGCCCAGGAAGCAAUGAGAUUAAUGAUGUAUUGUCGUUGUUGUUGCAUGUUUCUCAUCGUGUUUCUGUAAAAGAGAGAUUUUACCUGGCCAGGUCUAGCUCUAUGCAUCUCAAACAGAAAGUGAUGCCUAUUUGGCUGCUACAAUACUUUGUUGCUAUGUUGAUGCUGUCUAGUGUCUUUUUGGUUCUUCUCCCAAUCUCAGGAGGUAGGAAGUUGCAUUGCAGAGCGAUAGCAGUGUAGAAAAGCGAACUGCGAGGCCCUACAGUCCAAAUCCGCGUUGUCUCAGCCUGCUAUUCUUUUACUAAUUGGUCAGUAGGACUGCUGAGGCUGUUUUGACUGUGCAUGGACACUAGAGGAAGAAGCUGCUCCUGAGCUGGGAGGACACACAAAGUCGGGUGAGCAGAGACGAGGCUCUGUUUUGCCUCCCAACAUCGGAUAUGUUCAGUGAUUUGAAAUUGAAAUCUUCACCAUGUCAACUAAGUGAACUUUUAUUUGUAAUUUGAAAAUUUAAGUAAAGUGGCACUUUGGGUGUCUUUUGAACCUUA
This is a messenger RNA of Lates calcarifer (barramundi perch), 2900 nucleotides long. RefSeq names its product testican-1. The transcript has 12 exons. The record is from RefSeq and is a predicted model, not a curated record. Gene Ontology annotation, molecular function: protein binding; calcium ion binding. The coding region runs from base 242 to 1612 and encodes 456 amino acids. Lineage: Eukaryota; Metazoa; Chordata; Actinopteri; Centropomidae.